CUUUCCUUUCGGAUGCCCACCGCAGUGAGUGUAGACCACCAGUCUAUGCAUCAAUUAUACACUUUCCUCACCCUCUGACUCAUUUUCUAAUCUAAUUGGCUUGUUGUUUGAUAGCAUGCUCUUCCUCACUAGGUUGUUCAGGUGGUCGUUGCUAUGGUCCUCUUUCGAGGCUUGUAUCCUUGACCAGCGUGUCCUGUUGAGUAUCCUUAUGCCAUACCUCAUGGUUAUAGUCACAAGGACAACGAGGAAGCUUGUGAAUAUGUAAAACGCACUCCAGUGUUCCUCAAAGUGGUUCAUCAAGUUCAUACCGAGCAAUCCAGUGAAGAAGGAUCCCAAUCCGAGUGCCGCAGUGACGACAGCCAGUUGUAUUUCCAGGUGUAGCAAUCUGUUUCUCGUUGCAGCCAUAACGAGGUCGAUAUGCCGACUGGUGGACUGCAAACGAGUUGUUAGAGCUGCUACAGCUGAGCAGAGAGUUGAUGAUUGCUUCAAAUAGGCUUCCAAGAGAAGCUCAACUUCAUCAUCUUCACCUUCGUUGCGCGGCUUUCCGAAAUGCUUGGCUGUCAAGUACAUAGCAGCCAUGUCCUCCUCUUCUCGAAGGACUUCUUCUAUUGCUUUGUGCAUACCACGUACUUUCCUAUUUGCUUUGUCGACAGCUGUCGAAAGAUCGAGCAUAUCCAAUAACUGGUCAUGUUCUAUGCCUUUUGUGCGGAGUGUCUCGAGGAGUGUGUCUGUCGAGAGCGUGAGACUCGCCACACGCUUUUCUAGUAAGCUGAAGGAAUGCAUCAAGAGAGUUUCUAGUGCGUUGAAUUCGAAAGGAUAGGUUCGCUUUGUAAAAUCAUUAGACGUCAGUCUAUUCUCCAAGCUGAGAAGAAUAGUAUGGAUAAUUUCAAUCGUUGCCGGAUUAUGACCAAUGCCGACGUCGUUCUCGCCUCUGACGACGAGAAGUCUGUCUGAUCUAACAAUAGCACGUACGCCCUCGCCGGCAUAAACGAUACAGCUGUCCCUAAUCAAAAUCGACGGUUCGUCAUCGCUGAGUGGGCUAUCCAAGACUCUCAAAUCUCUAUAAGGAAUGCUGGCUGACUUGCAAAUCUGCGUUCUCGUUGAAUUCGGUAGUUCCGAUGGCUGUAGCGAUGGUAGACUGUAGAGCACCAACUUGAGUGUCGAUGUUUUUCUAGGCGAGUCCUCUGAACUCGAGAGUUGCGGUAGACUUGGUGUAGGUGAUGGUGCAGGUGCGAACGACUGUCUAAUCUGCUUAUUCUUGCGUAUGUCCAUCGUCGUAGACUCUCAAGAGCGAACAGUCAUCAUGUCAGGAUUCUUGAAGCGUACGAUAUCUGGUAUAGGGAAUAAGCCAGCGAAUAAGCAAUCUGAUAAGAACAAAGAGAGCUUAUCUUCUGCCAAAGUGCCAAUAUCCGAGGUAGACUGUCACUCCUGUGUAGCGAAAUGUGAUGGCGAAACCGGUGACUUUGAGGAUUUCCCAAAGAAUUUCGAUAUUGAUACUACUUCAAACAUGCUCGGCACUUACAAACCAUUUUCUAAGCAAGUCGUUAUAAGCACAGGUAGAACAGAUUGGGAGCAUGAUAUCACAGAUAAUGAGCUCACCCUGGCUGGUAUGCUCGACCGUACACAGGAUACUUUCCAGCUUAAAGACGAUCCUGGUCUCAUGCAACGUAUCAUAGCGAAAAGAGCAAACACAAGCGUACAAAAAGUACCACAAGUAGCCUCACAUCCUAUAAAGUGUGAAGGUGUAUUCGAUACCCGGAUUGAGGGUAAUAACAACAUCCAGAUCCUUAACGGCUCUCAUAUCUCCCCUUCAACAAAGAAAGAAAGAGAGUCAGCCCUUGUUUUCCCUGAUUACGUAUUAGCAGAGAACAUCUGCGUCAAUAGGGAGACUGCCGAAGACUUCUUCAAGUCACACCUCGCUGUCAAUCACCUCGUUGCGUCCGAGAAGGCUAUACGCACAUACCCCCUCCCAUAUAUCGCCACAGUCCUCAUAUGCUCACACAAAUCUCGCGACAAGAAAUGUGCAAUUUCUGCUCCUAUCAUUGAACGAGAAAUGAUAAAAUGUGUCGAAAGUGAAGGUUGGAACAUUGACAAGAGAGGUGACACAAUAUCCCUCGAUCACAAACCCGUUCAACUCCCCCAGGGUGGUUUCAGCAUGACUGCCACACCUUAUACUUCUCCUCAAAUCAAGGCCUCACCUGAAGAGUGCGACACCACAAAGGAUGUCAACGAGAUCACAGAAAGACUGAAAGAUAUCACCGUAGAGGAAGGAAGCACAGUCGGUCUUUUCAAAGUUAGUCAUGUCGGCGGUCACAAGUUCGCUGGAAACGUUAUCAUCCAUUUCCCAUCUGGUGCUAGUGUUUGCUACGGUAGAGUAUCAGCACGUGAAGUUCCAGCUAUUGUACAACAAACAAUUAAACAUGGAAGAGUUCUUCCAGAGUUGCUCCGUGGUGGUGGAAACAUCUGCAGACGUGAUCCACAGAAAUCGUUACGAGAGUUUAAUUAGGAUAUAGAACAAGAUUGGAAUAAUAUAGAAACUACCGUAACUCUGACAAUAGACUUUCAUUAUCAUCAUAAACAUCAUGCACACUCUCUUUAAUCUUGCGCAUUGUCGUCUUGUAGACGUACCACCCCAGUGCGGUUGAAAGAGUCAUUCCUGUGACUAUGCUUGCGAUGUCGAUCAUUUUGCUUGUCCCAUCGAGCUCCUGAUUGGGAUCUGAGAGAUUGAAUAGGCGUGAACCGAUGAAAACAUGUAGAAAAAGUCGUGGUGUGCUAAGCAACGUGGCUAAAAGGAAGUUCCAAUAACUGAGUUGCUCCUCUGGCAAUAGACUGAAACCCAAAUUGCUGUACACCCAUGGGGGUAUCGGGCACAAUCGUAGUAAGACAACCAAACCGAUUCCCCGUUCAGUUAUCGCGAGACUGAUCGCUCGCCAUUUCGGUGAAUUUGACAGCGCACUUAGCCUGCUGCUCCAAAAGGCGCUUUUUUGAAGAGCUCUGCUCAGCUGGAAAACAACUGUCGCACCGGUGAUACUGCCGGCUGCAGCCGGUAGAAUGCCAAAUGGAAAGCCAUAGACGAAUCCGCAUACCGUGAUCAGCAUUCCAUAGCCGAUUAAUGGCGGGAACGAUGCCACCACAAGGCAGGAUACUAGUAUCAGCCAACCAAAGGGCAAAUUCUGUAAUUCGAGAGCAAUGUUUGCAAUAUAUCCAAAUAUCUUCUUAGGACCGACGAGCCAGAUGACGACACCAAGAAUUUGGUGUAAACCGGCCACAGCCCAGAGGAGGAUUUUAGAGUUCCUCAUAGCGUUCACGAAGCGUGUUGUUUAAUGAUACCAUCGUGGUUAUCUAGAAAGACGUAAUUAAGGGUAAAUUAGGAUAAUAUUAUUACAAGAGAUAUCUAAACGCUGGAUGCUUAUCAGCUUCUUCGCUAAGGUCAAGUAUUUUGUCGGGGUCUGCUUCUCCGUAAAGUCUAUCGCGUCUUUUGUUUUCCUGAUAAUAAUACAACGUCAAAAGAGCGCACAUAAGACAUGCUAGACCCAUCAAGGCUAAUGAUAUUGCAUAUCCCUUAACAUAGUCGUCUGAAUCAGGGAAAAUUUUGCUACCUAGAAUGCUACCACACUGAGUGUUUUUAGUCAGUUGCGAAUUUUUAAAGUGAUGGAGUACUCACCUGUCCAAUUGCAUAAAAGAGCCCCAUUCCAGCCGCUUUUUUUGUCUCUGAGCCGAGAUUCGUGCCUACUAGCCAGCCAUUGAUCAUGGCGAUAGAGGGAUAUACACCCAUAACUACGAGGAACACUCCCGCAUAUUUGGCUUCAUUAGUGUUCGUUCCAAUCAAUAUUGCAUAUCCAGCAACGCUGAUGGCUGUAACUAACACCAUGAAUGGUCCUCUUAGCUGCACGUAAUCGCUUAGUAGGGCAACACCGAUUGUUACGCCAGCUGCGACGACAUAUGGUGGAACUACAUGUAAUUGAGCACUUGCAUUCGAGUAGCCAAGCGAUUUGACGAUAGCUGGCAAAUAAACACUCGUUGAACUGAGUGCAUUGUUCAAACAGAAGUAUAUCGCACCCGCCCAGUAGACUUUCCAGUCGAUAAGGGCCGAUAUUACAUGCUUUCUGUUAACACUUCCUGUCGCAUCAGGUUUGCCCACCCGAGUGAUGAUCAAUGAGCGCUCUUGUUCGCUGAACCACAUUGACGAGCUAUUGGGUCGAUCUGGUGUAAGAACCAUCGUGAGUAGUCCGCAGACACAUGCUGGGAGACCUUCGAUGAGGAAGAGAAUCUGCCAGUGUUUGAUAGCUGGUUGUUCAAUGGUCUGGACGCCAUAGGCUAUAGCGCCAGAGAAUGCACCUGCAAUGGCUGCAAUACCGAACCAUAUUGAUAUUCGCAUUGCUAUUUCUUUUUUUGUGUAGAAUAAGGUGAGAUAGUAAACGACGACAGGACCGAAUAGUGCUUCAAAGUGACCGAGGAACCAUCGGCAUGCUGCCAAAGAGCUGAAGUUGAAGGUGGCAGCUUCUAACGAUGCACAAAGUCCAAAUAGGAAGACAUUUAUGCCAAUGAAAAACUUCAUGUUGAACAUUUUCGAAAGUAGAACACCAAAUGGCUGAGUGAUAAUGUAAGAAACAAAAAACAAGCUGACUAUUGUACCAUAUUUGUCUGAACCACCUGCUGAACUGCCGUCGAGGACGUCUUGCUGAAGUCCCUGCAAUUUAGCGUUUCCAAUGCCUUGUCUGUCGAGCUGCGCGAAGAAGUAGUCGAUAGUGAGUAUUGGCAGUAUGAGUAAAUCUAGUUUGAGUUUCAAGCGCCUCUCUGUAAGCUUAUCG
Messenger RNA from Wallemia mellicola CBS 633.66, 4811 nucleotides. RefSeq lists its product as hypothetical. Bases 1265 to 2506 code for a protein of 413 amino acids. Lineage: Eukaryota; Fungi; Basidiomycota; Wallemiomycetes; Wallemiales; Wallemiaceae. The transcript is spliced from 7 exons. The record is from RefSeq and is a predicted model, not a curated record.